This is a messenger RNA of Tinamus guttatus (white-throated tinamou), 2129 nucleotides long. NCBI's taxonomy places the organism in Eukaryota, Metazoa, Chordata, Aves, Tinamiformes, Tinamidae. The record is from RefSeq and is a predicted model, not a curated record.
AUGGGUAGACAUGAGGAUCAUCUGUUUCAACUGGAAUCGCACAAAUUUGAGAGAGGACGAGGCAGGUGCCCUUUUGACCCCAGUUCUUCCUUCACCUCCAUCUUAAUUGGUGGUGAACUUUUUACUGGACUCUACAGCGACUACUGGGGAAGAGAUGCUGCUCUGUUUCAUACUAUGAAUCGUAUGUCACAUAUCCGAACUGAACCGGAUAAUGAACGUCUGCUGAAAGAACCAAAGUUUGUUGGCUCUUACAUGAUUCCUGACAAUGAGGACCAUGAUGAUAACAAAGUAUAUUUCUUCUUCACUGAAAAAGCAUUGGAGGCAGAGACGAGCACCCAUGCCAUCUAUACCAGAGUAGGACGUGUGUGUGCGAAUGAUAUGGGAGGACAACGGAUGCUGGUGAAUAAAUGGAGCACUUUCCUCAAAACCAGGCUAGUCUGCUCUGUGCCAGGGAGAAAUGGAAUUGAUACACAUUUUGAUGAAUUAGAGGAUGUGUUUUUACUACAAACUCGGGAUAACAAAAACCCAGUGAUAUUUGGACUCUUCAACACUACAAGCAAUAUAUUUAGAGGAUAUGCUAUAUGUGUCUACCAUAUGGCAAGUGUUCGAGCAGCUUUCAAUGGACCAUACGCUCAUAAAGAAGGACCAGAAUACCACUGGGCUCUAUAUGAAGGAAAAGUACCUUAUCCUAGACCUGGUUCAUGUGCCAGCAAAGUAAAUGGCGGUCUGUACACUACCACCAAAGACUAUCCUGAUGAAGCUGUCCAUUUUGCAAGGAGCCACCCACUCAUGUAUCAGCCCAUCAAGCCUGUUCAUAAGAGACCAAUACUAGUUAAAACAGAUGGAAAGUACAAUCUUAAGCAAAUAGCAGUGGAUAGAGUGGAAGCUGAAGACGGGCAAUAUGAUGUCUUAUUUAUUGGCACAGAUAAUGGAGUUGUGCUGAAAGUAAUUACAAUUUACAAUCAAGACAAAGAAUCAAUGGAAGAAGUGAUUCUUGAAGAGCUGCAAGUAUUCAAGGAGCCAGUUCCCGUCAUUUCUAUGGAAAUCUCUUCAAAAAGGCAACAGCUCUAUGUUGGGUCUGAGUCGGUCAUAGCGCAAAUCAAGUUCCAUCAGUGUGACAUGUACGGUACAGCCUGUGCCGACUGCUGUCUCGCUCGAGAUCCCUACUGUGCUUGGGAUGGCAUAUCUUGUUCCCGAUACUAUCCUACAGGAAUUCAGGCAAAGAGACGUUUCCGCAGACAAGAUGUUCGCCAUGGAAAUGCAGCACAGCAGUGCUUUGGACAGCAGUUCAUUGGUGAAGUCAUGGAGAAGACUGAGGAGCGACUGGUUUAUGGGAUUGAAUACAACAGCACCCUCCUGGAAUGUACCCCAAGAACUUUGCAAGCAAAAGUAAUCUGGUUUGUCCAGAGAGCACAUGACACUAAAAAGGAAGAGGUGAAGACAGAUGAUAGAAUAAUCAAAAUGGACCUUGGCCUCUUAUUCCUGAAGCUGCACCGACUGGAUGCAGGGACCUAUUUUUGCCAGACAGUGGAACACAGCAUUGUUCAUACUGUCAGGAAAAUCACCCUGGAAAUAGUCGAGGAAGAACGUGUAGAUGAAAUGUUCAAUAAAGACUAUGAGGAGGAAAUACCUCACAAAAUGCCAUGCCCAAUCCAGAGCAGUAUACCUCAGGCAUCAAAGCCAUGGUAUAAGGAGUUUCUUCAAUUAAUUGGUUACAGCAACUUCCAGAGGGUUGAAGAAUAUUGUGAAAAAGUGUGGUGUACAGAUAAGAAGAGAAAAAAGCUCAAAAUGUCUCCAUCCAAGUGGAAAUAUGCCAACCCACAGGAGAAGAAGGCAAAGCUCAGGCCAGAGCAUUAUCGAUUGCCAAGGAACAUAGCUGACUCUUGAUGGACCAAAUCUAUCUAUUGUUACUGUGAGAAUUUUUAUUUGGACUUCAGAAUGAGGGAUAAAUCAGUCUUGGUUUUGGUAAAUGCCACAGGCUUAUAUAUAUAUAACAUAUUGGGACUAAAACCAGAAAUGCUAUGGUAAGUUAUACUGUAUAUUCUCGAUGACUGUUUAGAAGCAUUUUAAACAAAAUCUCCCUGGUUCUAAAUAGGUCAGCACAGUCAGAGUUUCACAUUAAGGACAUG